Molecule: messenger RNA, 2401 nt
Organism: Acinonyx jubatus (cheetah)
Lineage: Eukaryota; Metazoa; Chordata; Mammalia; Carnivora; Felidae
Exons: 6
Coding region: 1-762 (253 amino acids)
Source: RefSeq, a predicted model, not a curated record
AUGCCAGACUUGGAGAGUGCCAGUGAGGUGGCUACUGACCUUAAAGCUGAAAACCAUGAAAAUGUAACCCUGCUGUUAGGCUUUGAUCAUGGAAAAGUUGAGUCCAUUUGCCUUCAGGCUGCCUGUACUUGUAAGUCCACAAUAUGCCAUCAGUGGGGGUCACCAAUAACUUGGACACUGCAGAGGGUUUUAGCUGAGCCUUGUUCACUGCAUGUGGAGAGCUCUGAGGCAUCUGUGUGGAAUGCUGUCCACAGGGAAGAAGGGGAGGGGCAGAUUCCUCUGGGUGGUAGACUUGGAUCAGCCCUGUAUCCUUCUGCCUGCUGGAAGCUGUUUGUUGCCAAGGAGCAACUUUUCCCUGGAGCACUUCCCUGUCUAGAUCCCCAAGUCCUGAGCCCAGAGUCUGAGACCUGCCACUUCUGCAGAAAGGAAACCACUUAUUGGUUCUCAUCAGAAGAAAAAAAAUUGUGGCAAAGGCAUAAAGACUCCAUUUCUGUCAACUUCGGAGCCUGUUCUCAUUCUUUGCUUGCUCUACCACUAAUGCCAAUAACUUGGGUCUCAUCAAACAUGCCAAUGAAGACCUCUACACCACUCCGUGAAGGCUGCAUGGAAGGUUGGGGGCCUGAGAGCCCUCUGCAGUGUCCUCAAACCCCUCCUGUCUCUUCUGGUGAAGGUGAUCACCAGGAUGAUGCUCCACAUUGCCUGUGUGGGUCUGGCCUGAGCCCCAUCUGUAAAACAGGAUACAAAUGUCUGUCCCAGCAUUGAUUCCUUAAGGUGCUGUGCCUCAUCCAUGAUAGUUCCUGUUUAAUCACAGUGUGAUUAUGGCAUCUUGGAAAGUUCCAUUCUGAAAGGCAAUGAGCGUACCUCAAUUUUAAGCCUGUCAUUUAUCAUUUUUUUCUUCUUUCUUUCUUUCUUUCUUUCUUAUCUAAUCUAUUGUCAAAUUGGCUAACACACAGUGUGUCCAGUGUGCUCUUGGUUUUGGGGGUAGAUUCCCGUGGUUCAUUGCUUACGUGUAACACCCAGUGCUCAUCCCAACAAGUGCCCUCCUCAAUGCCCAUCACCCACGCUCCUCUAUCAUUUGUCAUUUUUAAUUAAUGGGGGCAUUAUAAGCCAAUAUCUCAGGUGUUAUGCAUGCUGCCAGGGACUGGCUAUUUGAGAAACUGCCAAAGAGGGACUUCCUAAUCAAACUUGCACACCCUCAGGGCAGCUGAUUUCGGUGUUAGGAGGAAAGCUAUCUUAUUGAGCAAAUGUGUGAAGGGGCAACUUCACUUGUGAGACUCUUAACUAUGUCUAUUUUAGGUAGCUUAGGAAAGGGGCUGGAAAUUCCCAGGUCACAUGGGGCUGGGUCUGCAUGGGGACAGGCAAGCAUAGGCAGUUCCAUGGGAAUUGGCCUCAAAGGUCAGACCUGUCAGGCAGUUCUGAUUUUGGCACUUUCUUCCUUUUCUCUACUCCAGGGUCACAGCUUCUCAAAGACGCUUCAACUGAUUAAGGCAGGCAGGCGUUCCAAUAGACAUCUGGGAUGUUUGUGAUCUGUCGCUUUCCCCAAUAAAGACCUCUUCAGGAGGUGGCCUCUCUUUCAAGCUUUUCUUGAAUGCGCACCUGAAUCUGGGCAUUUCUGAGGCUGAGCUUCAGCCACUUUACUGUGCUCCUGCAACACUUUACUUGCUCAGAGUGGUGGAGGGUUCAUCAAUGAAUAAGACAGGUCCCUGCCCUCCAAACAAAAAAAAAAUCAAUAGGUAUCCAACCAGCAAUAAAAGAAGAAAGACUGCGAUAACUACAAUAAUACAGAUCAAAAGGAAGUGCUUUUUUAUUAAAUGGGCUGUAUUAGUUUCCCAUUGAGGCUGCAAAUUUAGUGGCUUAAAACAACAGAAAUUUAUUCUCUCACAAGAGGCCAGAAAUCUGAAAUGAGUCUUUCAGGGCUAAGAUCAAGGUAUCAGAAGGGCUGUGUUUCUUCUGGAGGCUCUGGGGAGGAUCAGGCAGUCCUUGACUCACCACUCGAAUCUUUGCCUCUGUGGUUACAUUACAUGCCUCUUCCGUUUGUGAAAUCUCCCUGCCUCCCUCCUGCAAGCAUACAUGUAAUUGCAUUUAUCCACUAGGAUAAAGCUAAGAUGGUUGCUCUAUAUCAAGAACCUUAAUAUAAUCACACCUGCAAAGUCCCUUAUUGCCAUUAAAGGUAAUAUUCAGAUUCUGAGGAUUAGCACAUGGAUAUCUGAGGUGGGGUCAUUCAUUAUUCAGCCCACCAUGAGUCCCACUCUUAUUUAUUCUUUCAUUCCCACCCCCAACCAAAUGGUCUACAGCUGUGAUGUCCAAUGCGGUAGCCACUUAUUGCUGGUCACAAUAUUGGUAGUCACGUGUGGCUACUGAGCGCUUGAAACAUGGCUUGUUUGGAUUGAAAUAUGCUUUA